CAGCCUGGUCGAGAUCAUGACCAAGGCCGUUAUCUGGAAUUCAAGUCCUCAAAAACAUUUGACAGUGAACGUCUAAAAAACCACUUGAUUCGUGAAGUUGAAGUCAGGGACAGAGAGUUCUGUGGGGUCCUAUGUUACAUGGAGCCCAACUGUGUCAGUUAUAAUCUUGAAAAAGAACCAAGUGCCAACAACGAAAUGCACACAUGUGAAUUGAAUAAUUCUACUCAUGAGGGACACGAAGUGGACCUGGUGAAAAGCCCAAGUUUUGUUUACCAAGGAGCUAAGGUAAGGACUUGGCUCCUUCACUGUAGAAAACUGAGCUUUGAUGCUCACUAUGAUUAGAUAUGACGUUAGGAAGUAAAGCUCGCCCUUUUAUUCCGGAGUGGGGGAAGAGGGGGAGGGGGGUACAGGGCUCAUCGACAAAUUUUCAAAUUAGGUCGCAUGAAGUUGCAUUCGCGUUUCACUUUUUUCCGUUUGGGAAAAGAGGCUGUGCGUGACCAAUAACAAAGGUGAUGUUUAUGGGAGGAGAAUUGUCACAAAUUCUAAUUCAAAACUAAAAUCUACAAGUGGAUAAUUAAUAGAUGUAAAGGGAGUGGCACAUGCUUUUAUCAAAUCAUGCAGAUUUUCCGAUAAACUGACUCACUUUGUAGUUGUGAUUUGUUUAAUCCUAGAGCGCUUGUGUUAGGAACCCCUGCAAGAACAAUUCUACUUGUCAAAGUGGUUUUACUGCCAAAGGUUUUCGCUGUUUGUGUGCUGAUGGAUUUAACGGUCAGAUAUGUGACAAAGGUAAUUCUUGUAUUCAACGUGCGUUCUCAACCAUCUCAGUUCGUGAAGAUACUUAUACGCUGCUAAACAAAAAUAAGCUCAGGAUGUUGACAUAACAUGUAAAAAAUAGACCUCAAGUAUUGGUUUGCACGACCAAAACUGCGGCACCUUUAGACUUUUAAGUAAUUUGAAAAUGAUGCAUGACAUCUCUUUGUUAGAUGUGGAUGAGUGUGCCAAAGAAACAGAUGAUUGCAGUGCUGCUACCAUCUGCAAAAAUACCCACGGAUCAUACGACUGUGUGUGUAAACCUGGAUAUUCUGGCGAUGGAUGGUCAUGCAUGGGUAAAUAUAGACAUAUUUAACUGCCAAACGAAGAGUAAGAAAAAUAAUUGUUGCUACCUCUAAGCCAGAAGCUUACGAUCUGUAUAGGAUGUGUAGCAAUGUAAGAGCUGCGACUAAACAUUUAAUUUACUUUCAGACGAUGAUGAGUGUGUUGUAGGAGAACGUACCUGCAGCGCUGAUGCUCUGUGUACCAACACCAAGGGAUCCUACAACUGUAAAUGUAAACCUGGAUAUUCUGGCGACGGAUGGUCUUGCAUGGGUAAAUAUUGCCGUAUUCAAAUGGAAAACGAGGAGUAAACAUUUGUUUCUUUCUCUAACAAGAAGCCAACGAUUUCUUUAGCAUGCCUAUCGGUAUAAAAGCCUCGACUAAAGUUCAGUUUACUUUCAAACGAUGAUGAGUGUUCAUUAGAAAAGCACAACUGCAGCGCUGAUGUUACAAUUGUGAAUGUAAACCGGGAUAUUCUGGAUCUGGAUGGAUUUUCAAUAGUAAAGUUGAUUUGCUUGGAUUGUUGUGUAGAUUAAAGGAGAGACAGCUGCGUGUGAAUUCUAGGUACGAUCAAAUUGUUUAGAACACAAGCAAGAAAUUCCCCUACUAAAACAGCGAGGUUGAAUCUUUCAGAUAUAAACGAGUGUACUGAGAGACUAUCCAACUGCAGUACUGAUGCUGUAUGCAAGAAUACCAAGGGAGCGUACAACUGUUCAUGUAAACCUGGAUAUUCUGGAGAUGGACAAACGUGUGAAGGUGAGUUCGUACGUGCUCAGAAAACCCUAAAGGAUAUUCAUGAUGAUCAACCGAAGAACAUAAGUGAAGGGCUUUAG
Messenger RNA from Pocillopora meandrina, 1925 nucleotides. The record is from the annotation of a GenBank genome assembly. NCBI's taxonomy places the organism in Eukaryota, Metazoa, Cnidaria, Anthozoa, Scleractinia, Pocilloporidae.